CGAGUGAGCGUGUUGCUUUACCCCAGCACUCUCCCCUAGAGCACUGCUGCAGGCUGUGUUUGGGGCGGAAAGAACCUGGCCCUGUCAUGGCUGACCCCAUGACAGCUGACACAUAGUUGGUGCGAGAGCAAUAGCGAGACUAGCCCUAACCCUACCAUUCCUAUCUGAUCUGUCACAGACAUGGGACCGUCUCUGACCUGGGACCCAGUGGGAAAGUGAAAGUUGUUCGAAGCAGUGGAGAAGAAUGUGGUCCAGCUCCGUCUAGGAGGGGAGGAUCAGGAGCAGCUUGUUGCCGCGACCAGGGACUACUGAGACUGGUGCUUAUCUUACUACUGUCAACACAAGGUGCUGCCUAGCCUGGAGAGAGAGAGAGAGGGGAGUGAGAGAGGAGGAGAGAGAGUGAGGGACGCCACGUUGCCUCACAGGAGCAUCAUGGAUUUGCUGCAGGACUCUCGGUGGACCAUGCAGGGCCUCAACAGCCGUCUGAAGGGCUUCCUGGAGCAGGUAAACAAGCUGCAAGAGGCAAACUUGUGUCUGGAGGGCCAGAUUGCAGACUGGGGUCUGAGGAACGCUCCGCACCCCCAGGAAUGGACCCAGCAGGAAAGCACUGUGGCCGACCUUCGUUCCCAGGUUGGUAAGCUGCUGAUGGAGAAUGCAGAGCUGGUGCUGCAGUCUGACCACAUGAUGUCCAGGGCUUCUACCAUCCAGGCCAGAUGUGAGGCGGAAGAGAGGCGGACCAAAUGUCUGGAGCAACAGGUGGCUCUGCUGAGGGAGAACCAGAUGAGGGUGGAGCAAACCAAUGUACAGCUGGAGGCGGAGCUACACCACUCCAUGACAGAGCUGCAGGACAUGCACCAGGACUAUGUGGCAGCCCGUGCUCUGCAGCAGCAGCAGGCCGACUCUCGUGAUGCGCUGCUAGUGACGGCCACAGCGUGGGAGGAGGAUGGCACAGGGAUGGAGCUCUCCCAGCUCCUCGACCGAAUCGGGACGCAGUGCGACCGCCUCAGCCUCACCGGCCUAAGUCGAGUCCCAGAUGACCGACACCCCGGCCUGGCCGCCGGCCCAAAUCAAGCUCCAUGCUCCGCUGCCGGGCCGAGCCGUUUUGGAGCCACACUCAGGCCCCGAGCCCAUGGAGGGUCUCUCCCACAGCUCAAUGCAGAAGAGGCAGCAUGGGCCCAGGUGAACCUCGGAGGGACUGCCCUCAGGGAGGCGCGGGCAGAGCUGGCCGAGGCCAGGAAACAGUGGCACUGCCUGCAGGUGGAGAUCGAGUCCCUACAUGCUCUGGAGAAAGGUCUGGAGAGUUCCCUCCACCACACCCAGCGUCAGUACUCCAGCCAACUGCAGGGCCUGUCCCAGGUCAUCCAAGGUCUGGAGGGCGAACUGGAGCAGGUGAGGGGCGGCCUGGCCACGCAGCGAGAGCGCCACGGCCAGCUGCUCAAUACCAAGAUGAGGCUGGAGAAAGAGAUCGCCACCUACAGGCGCCUGCUGGAGCGCGAGGAGGGCAGGUACCCAGGUGGGCGUAACGGACAGGUCAUGGGGCUACGGCGCUGGAGGGGCCCCAUAAGAGAGCCAGGCCCCAUAGGGGAGGAGCCCAAGGAGAAUGGAGUGGAGGAGAAUGGCCUCAGUGACCCCACAGUGACCCCUGAGGAGCCACUGUCCGAGCCCCUGCCUGAGAGACCCCAGCAGUGGUCUGUGACAGAGAACGGCCUGAGGAAGAGCCCUGCACUAACGCUGUAUAGGCAACAGAGCCUGGUCAUCCUUACAGAGCCAGAGAGAGAUAACGAUCUGAGGAUUUCCACAGUGAAGACCCAGGAGAUCCUCCAAGGCAACGUGGUGAGGGAGAGUGCAGAGGGCACUGGCACCGUGGAGACGGACAGGAUCGACAAGGUGAUUAAGCAGUGGGAGGGCUCCUUCUUCAAGGGGAACCCCAAGCUGCGGAAGAAGUCGGUGUCGCUACGAUUCGACCUGCACAUGGCGGUGGCAGACGAGGGCUGCGCCCAGACCAAGCAGGACAGCCUGCCCGACGUGGAGGUCCGCCUGGUGAUGAAGAGGUCCCGCAGUAUCCCCACCAUCGCGGCAAAUGUCGAGGCAACAGUAUAGUCGAUGCAACAGUAUGCCCAUCAUUGAUGGGUGAUAUCAUCAUUGAAUUGCCUCCCUCAUAAAUGUUGUGAUCUGGCAACAGCAUCCUUACCCUUGACAGUGAUAUCGCCAUGAUAUCAGCAUUGCUUCCCAUUGACCUAGGCUGAAGACGGGAAGGUUAAGACAAGACAUUCCAUGCGCAAGCGUUCAAAAUAUAAAACACAUUCAUGGGACCGACCAGGUCCAUUAAUAACUAUUAGCGCCAUUGCUAACUAGCAACAUUGGUCCCAUGAAUUGCAAAGAGUUAUGAAAUAUUAUAAACUGGUGGUUCGAGCCCUGAAUGCAGAUUGGCUGACAGCUGUGGUAUAUCAGACCAUAUACCACAGGAAUGAUAACAUUUGUUUUUACUGCUCUAAUUACUUUGG
Messenger RNA from Oncorhynchus tshawytscha (Chinook salmon), 2504 nucleotides. Its product is annotated as keratin, type I cytoskeletal 18-A. The transcript is spliced from 10 exons. Bases 433 to 2100 code for a protein of 555 amino acids. The record is from RefSeq and is a predicted model, not a curated record. NCBI's taxonomy places the organism in Eukaryota, Metazoa, Chordata, Actinopteri, Salmoniformes, Salmonidae.